AUGGGCCUUUUUGACAAGCUUCGGGCUCGUCCCCGGCGCAGUGCGGGGCACGCGACCGAGGCAUCACCCGCCAACUCGCCCCGCCCAUUGAGAACCACCGGCCGCGAUUAUACGCGCAAGCUACCCCGACCGGUGCUGGCCUACAUCUUUGCCCUCACCUGUCCACACACCCUCGAUGAGUCCUACGAUACCUCCGAGGAGUCCAUGAGCGAUGGCUGUAUGCUCUGUGACAUGCGUGACCUUGCGCACUGUGCUCAGGUCUGUAAGCGGUGGUUCAUCGAGGCCCGCGCGCUGCUUUAUACCCAUGUCCGCAUCGACCCUGUCCACUAUUGUGAACUCGAAGUUCAACUCGCCGCCAAGCGAAAGCGUCGCUCUUUCUUUGAUCGCAAUGGCGACCCUAUCGAUGCCCCUCAGGUCCGCCUGGAACUCUUCAUGCGCACCGUCCGAGAAGAUCAGAAACUGGCCAAUAUGGUCCUCUCCCUCCGGAUGCCAUACAUGACUCGGGAAGCCAACAAGGCCAACAUCGCCCGGACGAUCUCCGUGCUCCACAACAUUCGCUUCGUCGAUCUGCCGUCCGGCCUGUUCAGCGAUGAACCAUCGUGUACCGCGUUGAAGCAAGAAUUGAUCGUCCAGUGUCCUGAUCUCCGUCGCACUAGCUAUCGGCAUGGAUCGGAGGGGAGCUUUGCCCGACUACCAGGCGCACAGCUCUGGACCAACCUGGAGAAAUUGGAGUUAUCCGGGCUACAGAUCGAAGCCGGCAUUCUGCGCAAUGGAUUGGCCUCAUUCUCACGUCUGCGGGACCUGACCCUGGACGACCUCCCCUGGCUUGACGAUGCGGCAUUCGUCAUGAGACCUCCUCACCCACCUAUUCCCCCACUCUUGCAUUUGACUAUUCGAGAUACCCCGAACGUCACGGCUGCCGGCCUUACCUCGUUCCUUUCUUCCCCCCACACCCAGAAUACGCUGCAGUCCCUGACUCUCGCUUCCACCGGUGUUCUUCCCUCCACACUCCAUCAGAUCCUCUCCACCGCCCCAAGACUCACAAGUCUCUCCAUCAUCCAGGAAGUCCACCGGUCCUUCCCGGCAGAGCAGAUCCCUCAAAUGACUUCCAAGUCCCUGCGUCUACUGCACUACGAGAUCACCUCUGAAACCGAGACACACGGGCUGCCCCCAGUCGCAACCUCGUACUACACAUACCUUAUAUCAUCGUUAAUGUCUCGCUCUCUCCCCGCUCUACGUGAUCUAUACGUGCGGGAUGCCAACUUUCCCGAUACACUUUUGCUGGCCCCACCACCCAGGAUCUUCGGUGGAGGCGGCGGCGGGAACGGACCGCAGCCGAGAAACCGAGGACUGACACAACCCCUGAAUGUAUAUAGCAAAGGUCUCGACGAACUGGAGUGGAACUUCACCCCGUACGACCCCGGCGUCCUGCCCGGACGAGGCGGCACAAAUACCCGUCCUAUCAGUUUCCACGAAGCACAGCUGAACCGCUCCUGGGGCGGCGAGUCGCGCAAGAGCGUGCUGGUAGGUAAUGGCUUUGGCGGGUUCCUGGCUGUGCCGGCGGAUGAGGAUGAGCGUCCGAAGAGUAGUGGGGGGUACAAGCGAUCGAGCAGGGUGGAUAUAUGGCGAUGA
Messenger RNA from Penicillium waksmanii, 1632 nucleotides. Its product is annotated as F-box domain protein. Bases 1 to 1632 code for a protein of 543 amino acids. Lineage: Eukaryota; Fungi; Ascomycota; Eurotiomycetes; Eurotiales; Aspergillaceae. Gene Ontology annotation, molecular function: protein binding. The record is from RefSeq and is a predicted model, not a curated record. The transcript has 2 exons.